Molecule: messenger RNA, 2481 nt
Organism: Botrytis sinoallii
Lineage: Eukaryota; Fungi; Ascomycota; Leotiomycetes; Helotiales; Sclerotiniaceae
Exons: 5
Coding region: 421-2250 (609 amino acids)
Biological process (GO): cell-cell adhesion
Cellular component (GO): plasma membrane
Molecular function (GO): myosin binding
Source: RefSeq, a predicted model, not a curated record
UGUCGUGGACUCGCGGAACUUGUGUAAAGCUUAAACAAGGGAGAGAGCAGGUAGGUAUGUAUGUAUGCAAUUGACCGACUAUAGUCGAUGUAGUUAUCCGGAUCUUUACAGAGCAAUCUUCUCGAGUAUUUGAUUCUGCUCUGCUCGGCCCAAUAUUGAGUAAACAAAGCAUCUCUUAUUAAUAAACCAACAAAUUACAACUGAUAGCAAUUGGUCAAUUCUUCCACCGUUCAUUCGUUCAUUCAUCCAUUCAUUCGUUCAUUACAUUGUCUUAUAACCACUAAUUACAUCGGAGCUCCUUUCAUUCAGACCCCAUUCGCUCGCUCAUUCAUUCACCCAUUCGUCGUUCGCGCACUCUUAUUUUGAUGAUACCUACCGGAAUGGACUGUGACGGCAAUUAUCAGUAACGACUUGCAUUCCAUGGAGACUAUAAUACACGAAGACUCUCCGCUCGCCGCCUAUCUCGAAGGAGAAGGUGGAGAGGACACACGAUGGGCAUCAAGCCAUGAUGGGGAUGCGGAUUCUGAUUUGUCGAGUCCAUCAUUUGCUCCACGAGGGAAGCCAACCGUAUCUCUUAAAUUUCGACAUAAACUUCCUCCGCCUCUGCAGCUUACCCCUCCGCGCAACACCACUGUCGCGGCGAUACAUAAUACCUGUUCCGAAGCUGUCAAUUCACGACUUGGUCGAGCCGACAAUGCAAAGUUUCUCGAACGAUUCCGUUAUGUCAUAGUAGCUUCACAACUUCUCAACACACAUUCCUUUCUUGCGCAGACAGGCCAUGGCCAAUCUCGAGACGUUACAGGGCCUACACUUGAUGCCCCGCAAAUUGGAACCUUCACUCUCUCGGGCGCCGCAGCCACGGCAACACUUGCUUUUUCUUUUACAUGGUUAAUACACUGGACACGCGGAAAUGGAACUUUUGUACGUGGAAAGAUCCGUGUAGCAAUACUAUCUUUUACCGUAGUGGUUUCUGCUAUAGUAUUAUAUACAUAUGUGCGGAAGCAGUGGCUCCAAUACCUUCGACAGCAAUCUAUCGUGGAAGCAUCGCAAUUUGUCCACAAAGCACAGGAAUUUGAUGCUGUUGCGGCAGGAGCUCUAACACUUGUCCAAGAAGUUGAACUGGUAUCUCGUGGAUAUAGACUAAGCACACCCUUGCCCCCCGUCAGUCGUCUCGAAGAUCGAAGUCAGACACGAAGAUGUCUACGGCUCAGAAAGAUCCUCCGAAUUUCCUUUGCGAACAUUAUUCCUCGGUAUAUACAAGCAUGCAACUUAUUGAAGCCCUUAGCGGAAGAGAUGGAUCUAGAUAAAUACUAUGAUGUAUACGAUAUAAGCGAUUUGGACUAUACGGAGGCUAUGCUAGGCUACACAGAAGGCGAAUUCGAGGAUGAGGAUUCUGUCAGGAUAUUGAAAAUAUUCGCUGCUAGAUUCCACACUAUUCGAAAGAUUUUUCUUUGUUGCCUUCUUGCAUUUGAUGCGCAUGGCGGUAAACCGGACUUUCACAGAUGGGGCCUUGCUGUUGACGAAUUACACACACUUUGCUCCGUCACUUCUGAAGCAGAGGGUAAAAUUCGUCGUAUAUUAGGCGAAGAAGAGAAUUUCCCGGUUCCAACCACUCCAAAACUACCCCUUACUCCGGGACGAGAACGUGCGCGGGCACAAUUACGCAAACUAAACACGCUGUCAUCUGGGAUCCGUGGACUACAAGCGAAAUUGCAUGUUUUGCGCGAGGAGUCUGAUAAAUCGUUGAACGACACAGAAGAUGUAUCGGAACUCGGUUCAAAUCUGAUGAUGCAAUACGAUUCAAUAGGCAUUGACUUGAAAGCAUUGAUGCAAGAGUGGGAAGAUGGGAAAGCUGCCUUGGCAGUGAACAUUGACAGGAACGAAAAACGUCUAUCUUCUAUGUGUGGAAUGACAUCGCCAGCAUCAUCUCUAGGAGGCCUAACAGCCGUUGAAGAGGGAACAGCCGCUGACGCUUUGAGAGCUCUCAAUGGUGAGGGGAGAUCUCGGUCUAGCCUUGAAUUGAGUGGUUCCGAAGCAGAAGAGGUGUUUGAAGCAAUCGCGAUACCACACCAACGCAGCAAAUUGACAAGGGAAGAACGUAUUGUGAAGAUGAAGGAAGAUCGUGUGAAGAGAGAGUCUCUGAGAGACCGAGCGGAUGCCAAUACUAAAAUGCUCCGAGAACUCGAGUCUGUAAUUAAUCUACGGCCAAGACCAAGAACUACUCCAGCAGGGAGAAUCACGUCGAUAUGAAAUAAUGUUUAACGUUUUUCUUUACAAAUUUAGAUAGACAUCCUUUGGUUGAUUCGGAAGGCAAGGGAGUUCUGGGAGGCAGGCUACCCUAAAAAUGCUUGAACCAGCUUUCAUUUGUUACUUGAUUUACUUGGAAGGUACUACCCUAGGCGAAUAAGGAGGUGGCAAGGCGCAAAUCUAAUGCUUAUUAUAUAAUAUGUACUCAGAAGUAGUUUAAAAAUAUGAAAACUG